AUGAGCGUCCGGGUUGCGCGGUCCGCGUGGGCCGGGGUCCGGGCCCGGGGCGCCGGCUGUUUCCGCGGCGCCUCGAGCCUCCCGGUGCCUCCGCGGGGCUCCGCGGGGGUGGCCGAGCUGCUGCGGGACGCGGCGGCGGCAGCAGAUGAGCCCUGGGAGGCAGCGGCGCGGCGGACGCCCGGCCAGUGCUCGGUGCUGCUCUUUCCGGGCCAGGGCAGCCAGGCGGUGGGCAUGGGCCGCGGCCUGCUCCGCUACCCGCGCGUCCGCGAGCUCUACGCCGCCGCCCAGCGCGUGCUGGGCUACGAUCUGCUGGGGCUGAGCAUGCACGGGCCGCGGGAGGCGCUGGACCGCACCGUGCACUGCCAGCCCGCCGUCUUCGUGGCCUCGCUGGCCGCCGUGGAGAAGCUGCACCACCUGCAGCCCGAGGUCAUCGAGAACUGUGUGGCGGCAGCUGGAUUCAGCGUGGGGGAGUUUGCAGCCCUGGUGUUUGCAGGGGCCAUGGAGUUUUCAGAAGGUCUGUAUGCAGUGAAGGUCCGGGCGGAGGCCAUGCAGGAGGCCUCAGAAGCGGUGCCCAGCGGGAUGCUGUCUGUCCUUGGCACACCCAAAACCAAGUUCGGCCUGGCCUGUCAGGAAGCCCGGGAGCACUGCAGGUCACUGGGCCUUGAGAACCCAGUGUGCGAAGUGGCCAACUACCUCUUUCCUGACUGCAAGGUCAUUUCUGGACACCUCGAGGCGCUACAGUUUCUGCAGAAGAACUCCUCCAAGUACCACUUCAGGCGCUGCAGGAUGCUGCCGGUGAGCGGGGCCUUCCACACCCGCCUGAUGGAGCCAGCUGCCGAGCCCCUGGCCCAGGUGCUGAAGGCCAUCAGCAUCAAGGACCCCCUGGUGUCUGUCUACUCCAACGUCCACGGGAAGAAGUACAUGCACCCAGAACACAUCCAGAAACUGCUGGCGAAGCAGCUCAUGUCCCCUGUCAAGUGGGAGCAGAUCAUGCAUGCCAUAUACGAGAGGAGGAAGGGCACGGACUUCCCCAGAACCUUCGAGGUGGGCCCAGGGAGGCAGCUGGGGGCCAUCCUGAAAAGCUGCAACCUGCAGGCCUGGAAGUCCUACAGCCACGUGGAAGUGACGGAGGCUGACGUGGCCCAGGACCCGUAG
Molecule: messenger RNA, 1155 nt
Organism: Elephantulus edwardii (Cape elephant shrew)
Lineage: Eukaryota; Metazoa; Chordata; Mammalia; Macroscelidea; Macroscelididae
Gene: MCAT
Product: malonyl CoA:ACP acyltransferase (mitochondrial)
Exons: 4
Coding region: 1-1155 (384 amino acids)
Molecular function (GO): transferase activity
Source: RefSeq, a predicted model, not a curated record